This is a messenger RNA of Humulus lupulus (European hop), 1621 nucleotides long. RefSeq lists its product as uncharacterized. The record is from RefSeq and is a predicted model, not a curated record. Gene Ontology annotation, biological process: mitotic spindle organization. NCBI's taxonomy places the organism in Eukaryota, Viridiplantae, Streptophyta, Magnoliopsida, Rosales, Cannabaceae. Bases 112 to 1278 code for a protein of 388 amino acids. The transcript is spliced from 2 exons. Gene Ontology annotation, molecular function: protein tyrosine phosphatase activator activity; peptidyl-prolyl cis-trans isomerase activity. Gene Ontology annotation, cellular component: nucleus; protein phosphatase type 2A complex; cytoplasm.
CUCUCCAUCUCUACGGACACACACAAACACACACUCCCUUCCCCUAGCCUUUUUGCUCAUUCUAUUCUCCUAUCUCACUGCCAACCAAAGCUAAGCUAAGCCCUCUCUGCCAUGGAAAACCACGAUCAUCAACACUGCUACGAAUCCCCUCAAAACCCAUCUCCCUCUACCACCACCACUACCAUCACUGCUCCCACCUGCUGCAAAUGUGGAGCCGCUGCCGCCUUCAACCCUCCUCCGGCAUGGUCUGAUAUCUCUCCUCCCCCAAACUACCGUCCUAUUCGAGCUCCGGCUAUCAACCUCCCUCCCAACCAAUCUCAACAAGCUAUAAUACUCGCCCCAGUUCCCCAAGCCCAGAGGGUCCCCGUCGCAACGCCGCCCUUUCAUUUCCAAACCCCGUCGAAGCGAAUUCAAUCCCCUGAAGACAUCGACCAAUUCCACGAAUCCUUUGCCGGGAAGAACUUCCUGGGUUUCGUCGUCGCUCUCUCGGAGUCCAUCCGCGGCCGCAAGAUUUCCGACCCGUGUCACCAAUCCCCAAUCACGGACUCCAUUGUCUCCAUUCUGGAAACCCUAAUCCAGUGGGUCGACGAGAUCCCGCCAGCCCAGAUGGCAUCGCGGUACGGAAACGUCUCGUACAGGGUUUGGCAGGAGCGAUUGGUGGAAAACAGUGAGACCCUAAUGCUCCGAUUCCUCCCCGAUGAACUCCGAUCGUCUACGGUCGAGAUCAUCCCUUACUUCACCGAUAGUUUUGGGAAUUCCAGCCGUAUCGACUAUGGCACUGGCCACGAGACCAAUUUUGCGGCGUGGUUGUAUUGCUUAGCGAGGUUAGGAGUGAUCAAGGAGGAGGAUUAUCAGGCAGUAGUGGUCAGAAUCUUCGUCAAGUAUAUGACUCUGAUGAGGAAAUUGCAGAUGGUUUAUUUCUUGGAGCCUGCUGGUUCUCACGGGGUUUGGGGUCUCGACGAUUAUCAUUUCCUUCCCUACAUUUUUGGGUCGUCUCAAUUGAUUAACCACAAGUACAUGAAGCCCAAGUCGAUUCAUAAUGACGAUAUAUUGGAGAACUUCUCCGGUGAGUACCUUUACCUUGCGUGCAUUGCAUUCGUCAAGAAGGUGAAGAAGGGUCCUUUUUCAGAGCACUCGCCAUUGCUGGAUGAUAUCAGUGGAGUGCCUAAUUGGAACAAGGUGAACAGUGGUUUGCUUAAGAUGUAUAAAGUGGAGGUAUUGGAGAAAGUCCCCAUUAUGCAGCAUUUUAUCUUUGGUUGGCUCAUUAAAUGGGAGUAGUUGGUUUGCAGCGAGGUAUCUUUUUGUGGAUGUGGAAACAAAAAGUAGUAAUUCUAUUUGUGGUUUCAUGGAGGAUACGAGUUUAUGUUUAACUUCUAAGGACGCAGUUAUAAUUAUAUUAUAUUAUUACCUCAGUAGUUCUUAUACUACCUAUUUUCUUUGGUCAAAGUUUUUAUGAUCUUUGAUUCGAUGGUUUAAUGGGCAGUUUGCCAUUAAUGUACUACUAGUGCUGCUGCUAUAAGUGCCUUCUUGACGGAACUUCUGGGGCAUGCUCUUUUGCACUGUAAAGAUGUUGUAUAACUCUUUUGACUAACUCCUCGAAUUGACCAACAGUUUCUUAGCA